Molecule: messenger RNA, 417 nt
Organism: Talaromyces marneffei
Lineage: Eukaryota; Fungi; Ascomycota; Eurotiomycetes; Eurotiales; Trichocomaceae
Exons: 2
Coding region: 1-417 (138 amino acids)
Source: RefSeq, a predicted model, not a curated record
AUGCCUCUUCCUAUUAUUGCUUGCGGCAGUGCCAACCCACGGGUUUUCAAUGCCAUUCAACCUUUAUACUUGCCAGAAUAUGAGAUUGCCUACCAUAUCAUGAGCAGCGACUCUGGAAUAGCCAACAUUCCCUUCAUCCUACAAGGCCAGACAUCCUCCGUCAACCGACUCAACGAGGACUCUUCUCCACCUGUAGCGGUCUGUAUAGGUGGCAUAUAUACUGACGAGGAGAUUGACGCCAUGCAUCAGGCUUGCCAGGGAGUCAGUUCUGUGCCCUGGCUGCGGAUGGACCAUACAGUCCCUAAACCUGCGGUUGGGCCUGGCUACGCAGAACAUGUCGUGAAGCGGAUUAAGGACUGUAUGGACAAGAUUAAGCAGGAGGGCAAGUCAGAUCAGGAUGGCAUCUGGUUUUAUUAG